Messenger RNA from Peromyscus maniculatus bairdii (prairie deer mouse), 1076 nucleotides. The record is from RefSeq and is a predicted model, not a curated record. Lineage: Eukaryota; Metazoa; Chordata; Mammalia; Rodentia; Cricetidae.
GGAGGGGAGUCAGGUCCAGGAAGGGGGUGAGUAACUGGAUCCUGUGCUGCUGUUUUUCAGGAAGACCAAAAUGCUACUCACUUCACUUUGGAAUCCUUCCCCUCAUAGUGGUUGCCUUGGUCUUCUUUGGCUAUGGGUUCCCGAGCCACAGAAGCCAGGAACUGGGAGACUCAGAAUCUGUGACUAGGAUGGCCUAUGCCCAGCCACAGGUGCUAACACCCAGUAGGAAAGAUGUUCUUGUCCUGACCCCUUGGCUGGCUCCCAUCAUCUGGGAGGGGACCUUCAACAUCCACAUACUGAAUGAGCAGUUCAGGCUUCGCAACACCACAAUUGGACUGACGGUGUUUGCCAUCAAAAAGUAUGUGGUGUUCCUGAAGCUGUUCCUGGAGACGGCAGAGCAGCACUUCAUGGUGGGACACAAGGUCACCUACUAUGUCUUCACUGACCAUCCAGCUGACGUGCCGCAGGUGCCCCUGGGUGCAGGACGGAAGCUGGUGGUACUAACUGUGCGCAACUACACCCGCUGGCAGGAUGUGUCCAUGCACAGGAUGGAGAUGAUCAGCCACUUCUCAGAGCGACGCUUUCUGCAUGAGGUGGAUUACUUGGUGUGUGCAGAUGUGGACAUGAAGUUCAGUGACCACGUGGGUGUGGAGAUUCUCUCAACACUCUUUGGUACCCUGCAUCCUGGCUUCUACAGGAGCAGCCGAGAGGCCUUUACCUAUGAGCGGAGACCACAGUCCCAGGCCUACAUCCCCUGGGAUAAGGGUGACUUUUACUACAUGGGAGCCUUCUUUGGGGGGUCAGUGUUGGAGGUGUACCAUCUCACCAAGGCCUGUCAUGAGGCUAUGGUGCAGGACAAGGCCAAUGGCAUUGAGGCUGUGUGGCAUGAUGAGAGCCAUCUGAACAAGUACCUGCUAUACCACAAGCCUACAAAGGUGCUGUCCCCAGAGUACAUGUGGGACCAGCAGAUGCUGGGCUGGCCCUCCAUCAUGAAGAAGCUGAGAUAUGUAGCUGUGCCCAAGAACCAUCAGGAAAUCAGGAACUGAUAGCUGAAAUCCUAUUGGAGAGGCCAGACC